This is a messenger RNA of Bombyx mandarina (wild silkworm), 4318 nucleotides long. RefSeq lists its product as uncharacterized. NCBI's taxonomy places the organism in Eukaryota, Metazoa, Arthropoda, Insecta, Lepidoptera, Bombycidae. The record is from RefSeq and is a predicted model, not a curated record.
AUAAAAUUAAAAACGUUAAAAAAUUACAAAUAAGUCCUUAAAAUCUAGUUUUUCCUCCCCUUGCCUUAAUGACAGCUUCCUUCCGAUCCUUCAUGGACGUAACGAGGGUCACCACUCUCUCUUGGGGUAUGUUCUCCCAUUCUUCCGUCACGGCAUUCUGGAGCUCUUGGAGAAUGGCGGGAGCAGGAUCUCGUGCUCGUACGUGUUUCUUUACAUCGUUCCAGAAAUGCUCGAUCGAGUUCAGGUCUGGGCUUCGUGCUGGCCACUGCCUAACAGGAACCUUAGCCUCCAAUUAGUCCCACACAGCAAACGCAGCGUGGCAACGGGCGUUAUCAUGCAUUAAUAUGAACCUAUCACCAACAAAACUGGCAUACGGGAUCACAUGGUCUUGUAAGAUCUCCGUUAUGUACCGCCCAGCACCCAGCAUUCAGCGACCCUUGCCCGACCAUCGCCAGUCCGAAGACGUAUACAAGCUCCGUUUUCCCUUCAACGGAUAUGCCACCCCAGAACAUACAGGAACUAACUACGUAUUCGACGGAUUCCUUUGUACAAUCAUGGGUAAAACGCUCUCCUCUUCUUCGGUAUACUCUUCUGCGUAUACUCUUCUGUCAUUGCAGAAUAGAUAUACUCGUUCUGCGAGCUGAUCGGAGCUCUUGUUGCACCUCAACAGCAUUGCUGAAGCGGUGACGCAACGGCGUGGACACAAUGAAGCCGUCGUCUCUUUCUGAUGUGCAGCGUUUUCUUCCGGAUUCACGUCUUCGGGUAUACCCACCAGUCUCACGGAACCGUUGGUAUACUUGUCGAACUGAGAAUCGGCUAAGGUUCAACUGUCGAGUAACGUCAACCUGUCGCAGUCCUGUUUGCAAUAGCGCUAUGAUUUGAGCGGCUUCUUCAGGGGUUGUAUCCAUCUUCAGGUAUUGUUCUUUGGAGUAUGUUGUUCCGGUGUGUUCACUCUAAAGUCUGAAUAGUAACUAACCCAUUUUUUACCUGGGCAUGACCUUUUGUACCCAUUUAAGGUAAGAAGUAGCUAAACGCAUUUUUGCUCCACUAGUUAAUCGACUCUUUAAAACAAAAUUUAUUAAAAUCGCCUUAUUACCAUCAGCAAGCAUUGACAAAUCAAUCGCAGAAAUUAAGUCACUAGUUACCUCUUCAUCACCGGUCAUUUUAGGCAAUAGGCUUACAGCCGUCUUUAAAUUAAACUUUUUACCUGACACUGAUAUUGUGGCAGAUUUAUCAUUUCAAAUUUCAAAAUUUUAUCAUAGCAUUUGUUUAAAUAUGAGCAUAAAAAUUCUUUAGACGGAUCUUUAGGUAAAAUACUCAAAAUAUUUUUGAACGACACAUACAAGUUCUUAGCUUCUGAAAUAUUAUUCUCUAAAUUACUACCUACUCUUGUUGAAGGACCUAACUUAGAAAUAGAAUCCGUGCAAUGUUUUCAUUGCUUAUAAAUAUCUGAUAAUUUUAAUUCUAUACUCAUAAUCUAAUUCAAUAAGUAGGUAUUACCGAUUACGACUUACUUGUUGGUCACUCUUACAACUUGGUUUCUGGGUCCUCAUGCUCUCUGAUUUCCCUGCGACGUCGGUAGCUUACACGCGCGAGAACUCGUUGCAAAGCGUCACUACUCAGCUGUUUCUGAAUCCAGUUGGUGUGGCAUCGCUUGUACAGGCAGAAGAAUCCGACCAACACCGCCAGCAGCAUACAUACGCAUAUUAUGGACAAAAAAAUAUUGUUCGUCUGAAGGAGUUCCGCCGUCGCUUGUGCGUGGUUGCUCCCGGCUGCAGACUGCGCAAUGACCACUUCUUCUUUGCUUUGCGUUGUACGUUCUUGGUUGGUGUUCUACGUCGAUAUCCCAAAAAUCGCGAGAAUCCUGAUGCCAAUUCAAUAUCCAAAAUCAAUCAAUAUCCCGAAGUCUUGAAGAUUGAGAAAUAUUGUAGUAGGUGCAUGUAGCUAUAGAGUAGACAGCUACCUGGCAUGGUCGCCAUGUGGUGUGGUCUGGUCACGAUAGAUUAGAAGAGUUGAAAUAAUACGUCCAUUUAGUUUGAAGGACCGGUUUAUUGUGUAAAAAGGUAUAAUUCGUUACAAGACAGUAGUGCUGAAGAAGCACUUUACAUAAGGCUGUUUCCAUACUUGAAAGGUUACACACUACUCCAGAUGCUAGAUACCGUAAUGUUACAGCUAGUCUUGUUUGAGGUAAAAUUGGCUGUCGAAAAUUUGUUGCUCUUUUAGCUAUUGACGUAUCAAUUAACUCUAAAAGAUGUUCGAAAUCACUUUUUGACGUCCUCAUAAAGUUAAUAAAGGAUCUAUUUGCCAACGUAAGACCACUUAUCUUUUUGCAUUUCGCACCCACCACUUCUUUUUUCUUCUUUUUUUAUAGAAAAAAAACAUUAUAAGGUACGCAGAUCACAACAACACUACUUCCUCGGGCAACAUUUUAAUGUAGACUUGCGUUUGGAUGGAAAGUAUGGCUGUAAACAUUGUUGCUAGCAACUCUGAUGUUGAGAAACUUAGGUAUUUAGAAACAGUUGUUUACAAUGAAUACGGUGAUUUAUUCCAACAUGUUUACCAUCGACGGCACCGAUAAUAUUAGGAAAGUUAGUACGCUCGUGAAACUGAUCAGCAAUUUUAUACCCACCUUCUUCAUUUUUUUCUGCCAUGUACACAGGUUGCAAUGCUUCCCAUAUCGAUUGGCAUGUUGAAUUUACAAUAUUCCAAAGCGUUGUGGCUCCAAUUUGAUAUUCAAAAGAUCAUGUAAUGAAACUUGCACCAGUUGCUAAAUACCUGUAAAUAAAAGAAUGCAAAUUUUUAGUGAUACAACGUUGUUGGAAAAAUUUAAGAGCAUGUUUUUCGAGGGAGCUUCGUUGUCAAAAAGACGUAAAAUUAGGGCAAGCUGCACCUAAACGAAAACAAUACGUGUUCUUCAAUAAGUUACUAUUUUUGGUGCCUUUUAUGGAGCCAAGGGAGAGAAACCUCAAGUAACGUGACAUCGCUUGACGAAGAAGCAUUAGUGAGAGCGAUUCUUCUACAGCAAUAACACGACCAAGACAAGAAAAGAAGAAGAAUAAAAGUUUCGAAGAAUCUUUAAUUAGACAGAAAUAAAACCAACCACCAAGACAUCCAGACACUACCAGACCCAGACAAUUAUUUCGCGUUAUCUUUGGUUCCAUUAUUAAAGUCAAUUACACCAGAUCAGAAAAUCGAUUACGAUUUUGUACAGCCUAAAAUAUUAUACCCAAUCUUCUAGUAACUAUAAUAAUUAUAAUUCUGCAUUCUUCCUCAACCACAACAACCUUAUAUAUUAUCCCAACAAAUAAUAUCCCCAGCCCAACCAGCACCAGCUCGUAUAGUUCCUCAGCCAAUAAUGUCUACACCCAACCACAGUUUCAACCACCACCACCGCCGCCACCCCGUGUACUUUCACAGCAAUGUUUCAAUCCCUCUGCGCCCUCUACAUCUACUUCAAUCUUUUUAUGAUAAUAUAUCUCCCCCGCGGUCGAACGAAACUGUGCAAUCAUAUGUGUCAACUCUGUUUGUGUUACUCUGUAGAUGAUUCUGAUAUUGCAAAUGUUUAUGCCUCUGAAUCAAAGAUUUUUUCGUCACAUACACGGCAAACUUACGAAUCUGCCUUUUUUGGUAAAAUCGGUAUUUAAAAAUAAUGGAAAACCGCGUAUCAUGUACACAAUUAGACGAAUUGCUGGAUUAUUUAGUUGCGCAUCCACAUCUCGUUAAGGGCAUCGGUUUAGGAGCCAGAUCCAAAGAAGCCAUUGCUCGGGAAUGGGAUAAUUUGGCUUCGAAAUUAAAUGCCCACGGAUUGGGUGCUACAAAAACUAGCCAACAAUGGAAGCGGUACCGGGCUGACCUUAAGCACAAGGUCAAAGCCAAAGCUGCAGAACGGAAAAGGAAUGCUUAUGGUACUGGUGGUGGACCGGCGAGCCAGGACGAUAUAAACAAAAUUGAAAAAAAAAAUUUUUGCUAUAAUAAGUGACGCAUAGCACAGGGUACCUGCAAUAACUGUGAGUAAUAAUUGUAAUUAUGUAAUGCUAAACACUAAUAACGUUUUUAUUGUAAUUAAUGCUUAAUCAUAAUAGUUAUUUACGUCAUGUAAUUAUAAUUAUUAACGUGAAAGUUGAACUUUAAAAACCAAGGUUUAUGUCACUUUAUUUUAGACCACUAUUGUUCCUAAGGAACCCCUAUCGUCGGGAUUGGCUGUCACUUCCGAAGAUCAGGGUAUAACCCAGGAAAUAGUAGUUUGGUGUGUGGCGCAUUUACGUUGUAGAUGUUUAUGGGCUCCAGUAACCACCUAACACCAGGUGGGCUGUCAGCU